AUGGAAGAUGAUGGAAAAGUAAGUAUUUCAACAAAUAGAAGAUUGAUAAGAACAUUUUCAGGUAAAAUAAUAAAAAGUUCAUAAUAAUAAUAAUAAUAAUAAUAAUAAUAACAAUAAUAAUAAUAAUAAUAAUCUUUUAUUAAUUCAGCUUAAUAUUUCUUUCAUCCUCCAUUUAAAAUACCUACACCUUUACAUUAAAUUACAUUAAAGAAAUCAAUAAAAUCUAUUAUUGUUAAAAUACCAGAUAAAACUAUUCCAAAGAAAUAGACUGCCACUAGUGAAUUAAUCAGAAAAAAAAUAUUAAAUGCAUAAAGAAAGAGUUCUAUUCUAACCAAAUAUAUUCCUACCAAAAUCUCUAUUGAACCUAAAAUAUCAUAUUAAAAGUAAUUUAUUAUCUCUAUUUUUUCUCAGAUUAUUUUCAUCCUCUAAUCAAUCUAAUUAUCAUCCUAAUCAUAAUAAAUCAACACAUAACCCCAAUCAUAAUAACUCCCUCACUUUUCAUUCACAUUAUAUUUGA
This is a messenger RNA of Paramecium octaurelia, 517 nucleotides long. Lineage: Eukaryota; Ciliophora; Oligohymenophorea; Peniculida; Parameciidae. The record is from the annotation of a GenBank genome assembly.